AUGUCAACAUUAUCAAACACAAGGCUAAGUAUAAUACGAUAUAUACAAGCAUUUUUCAUUCCUGAUUCAUCAUUACAUUCACGUCAAAAAUGGCUUUUAGGUUUAAUUAAUUUAUCAGCAGUUGUAAUACUAUGGGUAUCAUCAAGUUUUUUAGUAAAUGAAAUGGUUGAAGAUAAUUCAUAUAGAAAACCAUUUUUUAUAACAUGGAUAAAUACAAGUUGUUUUACAUUAUAUAUUAUACCAUAUUUAAAAAUUAAAAAAUUAAAUAUAACAAAUUUUUUAAAAAAAUUUAAAAAUGAUUAUGAAUAUAGUAAACUACCUGCAAAUAAAAAUGAAGAAGGAUUAAUUAGAAAUUAUGGAUCUGAUGAUAAUUUAGCUAAUACUGCUUCAUCAAUUGAAGAAAAUAACACGGUAAUAACAAAUGAUGAAGAAUUAAAUAAUUCAUUAGAUAUUAAUAUUUAUGAAACUUUUCAAUUAUCUGUACAAUUUAUAAUAUUAUGGUUUCUGGCAAAUUUAGUAACUAAUGCUUCAUUAUCUUAUACAUCAGUUGCAUCACAAACUAUAUUAUCAUCAACUUCUUCAUUUUUUACAUUAAUUAUUGGUUAUUUAGUAUCAGUUGAAAAAAUUAAUCAAAAUAAAAUAAUGGGAAUUUUGUUAAGUUUUUCUGGAGUAUUAAUAGUAACAAAAGCAGAUACAUCUGAAUCAAAUCCAAAUAAUGGUGGGAAACAUUUUUCACCUUUAUUAAUUUUAUGGGGUAAUUUAUUAGCUUUAUCAGGAGCAUUAAUUUAUGGUAUCUAUACAAUAUUAUUAAAAUUUAAAAUUUCAAUACCUAACUCCAAAAAGGAAAGAAAUUUAAAUACUCAUUUAUUUUUUGGAUUUGUUGGAUUAAUUUGUCUUAUUGGAUUUUGGCCAAUUUUAAUUAUUUUACAUUUUACAAAUAUUGAAAAAUUUCAAUUACCUUCUGAAAAAAUUAUGUCAAUUUUUUUAAUUGUAAAUGCAAGUAUUACUUUCAUAAGUGAUUUUUGUUGGUGUAAUGCUGUCUUAUUAACUUCCCCAUUAACUGUUACUGUUGGAUUAUCAAUGACUAUACCUUUAGCAAUGAUUGGUGAUUGGGUAUUAAAAGGUUUUGAUUUAAAUUUAUUAUAUAUAUUUGGAGCAAUCAUUGUAGCAACAGGAUUUUUAAUAAUUAAUAAAGAUGAAGAAGAAGAUUUUGUAAUAGAUGAGUAG
Molecule: messenger RNA, 1227 nt
Organism: Lodderomyces pseudojiufengensis
Lineage: Eukaryota; Fungi; Ascomycota; Pichiomycetes; Serinales; Debaryomycetaceae
Exons: 1
Coding region: 1-1227 (408 amino acids)
Biological process (GO): regulation of peptide transport
Cellular component (GO): membrane
Source: RefSeq, a predicted model, not a curated record